Messenger RNA from Drosophila montana, 1772 nucleotides. RefSeq lists its product as uncharacterized. Gene Ontology annotation, cellular component: nuclear speck; nucleus. The transcript has 4 exons. Gene Ontology annotation, molecular function: mRNA binding. The record is from RefSeq and is a predicted model, not a curated record. Gene Ontology annotation, biological process: poly(A)+ mRNA export from nucleus. Bases 150 to 1541 code for a protein of 463 amino acids. NCBI's taxonomy places the organism in Eukaryota, Metazoa, Arthropoda, Insecta, Diptera, Drosophilidae.
CUUGUCACUUUUCCCUGUCAUCAGACGAGACACUAGACGGCAACAUCGCUUCUGGGGAAAUUACUGCAGUAUUUUAACGAAUUUAUCGCAUGGAAAGCAGCAUUUUAUAAAUAAACAAUUAUAAAAGCGCAACGCGCGAUUCUAGCACCAUGGAUGUGGACCUCAGUCUGGACGAGAUAAUUGAGCGCAAGCGCAUACACAACCCCCCACGAACCAACGAUAAAAAACUCCAUGCCGUUCAAAUGAAGCCGCGAAAGCCGGCUAACAAGCCGGGUCCACACACGCGCACCUACGAUGCACGCAACAAGAUCAUUCAGAAGACGCGCGCCAAAAUUGUGGAUGCACGCGACAUACUCAACCAGAACAUUCGCGAUUCUGGCAUCGAUGCCCGCAACGUGCUGCUCGAGCGCAAGAAGGAGCGCAUGCCCAUGCCUCUGCCGCUGCCGCCGCAGCCGCAGUCGGGGCGCGCGCCAUCGCGAGUUGGCGGCGGCGGCGUCGGCGGUGGCCUGCACAAGGGCCGAUUUGGUCAGCGGAUAAUUACAAUGAGCAAUCGGCCGGGCGGCGUCAUACAAACGCUCUGGGAUCCCAAGGAAGAGCGACCCUCACAUGGCGGCUACAAGUCCGGUGGCAGCUCAGGAGCGCCGUAUCAAUCCAGUCGGCUAAAUGCAGCCGCCAAACCAUUUAUACCACGCGGUUACGUGGACUACGACAAUAUGCAGGAGUUGGAGGAUGAGGAAAUUGCACGCACGCUGCAUUUGGGCAACUACAAUAGCCAGCCGACCGGCGGGCAGCGACCACGCAUGGGUCACGGCUAUGACGGCUAUAGCUUGGACAUGGACGGCGUGGAGAUAACGUCGCCAGGCAGCAAUAAUUUGGCCGGUGAUCCGUUUGCCAUUUACGAGGCGGCUCGCAAUCGGGUGGAGCGGCCGUCUAUGCCGCCACCACCGCUUGGUGGCGAAAAGAUAUUCGAGCGCCGACAGCGCAAUUUGGUGGCAACCUCAAAUUUGCCGGAGUCACUGCGUGCCCGUCUCUUUGGCAGCGAGCCAGAUCGCCGGGUCUCGCAUGGCAUCUAUGCGAAUGAGAAUGGUAGCGAGCCGCCGAAGGGGCAUAUGGCUGCACCACUAAUGCCUUCGAUGCCCAUGCACCAGCGUCGCAGUCCACCGACCAUAUCGAUGCCGUUGCCAUUGAGCGUGGUGAACAAUAAGCCCGGCUAUCGAUUGCUGGUGAGCAAUCUGCACGCGAACGUGACCACGGCGGACAUAAGGGAGCUGUUCAAUGACAUUGGACCCAUGUAUGAUGCGCAUGUGGUGCGUCCGGGCACUGCGGAGGUUAUCUACAAGUCCUUGGAGCACGCCGAGAUGGCCGUGGAUGCCUAUCACCAGCGUGAGUUCGAUGGCCAGCCCAUGCACUGUGUGCUGGUCAAUCCGCACUCAUCCAAUCGUUCCGCACACUCGAUCAGCUCUCGCACCGUUACCACAAACUCAUCUGGCGUGGAGGUGGACAUUGAUGCGCUGCACUCGGUGCUCUUCCGGGAUCGCUAGACAAGUGUCCCGUACAGAAGCCACACGAACUUAGGCAAUUACUAUGUGAACGUUUAACCUAGACACAUGCAUCAAUUAUCAAUAACGUUAUCUAUACGUUAAUCCAGCAUUGGUCAUCAACUCGUAACCCUUUUUUUUAGAUUUAAGCCCAUAUUGCUGUACAUUUUUGUAUGCGUUGGCCACACACAAAUUGCUCGGCGCCCGCUCAGUAAACCGUUAGUCAAGUUUAAA